AUGGCGUCUACCCAUCAGUUGUUCUUGUUCCUAUUCAUCUCUGCAACAAUUCUCAUACUUUCUGGUUCAAGUAGAGCUUCAGACUGUAAGAUAAAUGCUGCAGACCCAUCCAAAGUUGCUUAUACAAUCACUGUGGAUACCUCAGGCAGUGGGAAUUUCGUCAAGAUUCAAGAUGCCAUUGAUUCCAUACCUUCUGGCAAUGAUCAAUGGAUUCGUAUCUUUGUCAACUCAGGGACCUAUGUAGAGAAAAUACUUGUCCCUGAGGAUAAGCCCUGCAUACUCCUUCAAGGAGCUAGCAGUCGAAGCACUAGGAUCUUUUGGCAAGCUCAUCACAUGACAAAUACUAGUGCUACUUUCACUUCAUGGGCUGAAAAUCUUGUUGCAAAAGAUAUUACCUUCCAGAAUGGAUAUAACCGUCCCGUAAUAUCGGCCAAUUCGGACGACCGCAAUCGAAGGCAGGCAGUUGCAGCUGAAAUAAUUGGGGAUAAAUCGGCUUUUUAUCGGUGUGGUUUCAUUGGACUGCAAGAUACAUUGUGGGAUGUCCAAGGCCGACACUACUUCAAAGAAUGCUAUAUUGAAGGCGCAGUUGAUUUCAUCUUCGGCAAUGGCCAGACAAUUUAUGAGAAAUGUUAUCUCAACGUCAGUGCCGGCAACCUGAGGUACAGCAAUGACUUACCAGGUUUUGUAACAGCACAAGGUAGAUUCUCAGCAGAUGAACCAACUGGUUUUGUGUUCAACAUGUGUGCUUUGAGUGGGACUGGUCUAGUCUAUCUUGGAAGAGCCUAUGGACCUUAUUCCAGAGUCAUAUUUCACAAUACGGCAAUGUCUGGAAUUGUGGUUCCAGAAGGAUGGGAUGCCUGGAACUACAAGGGCCAAGAAGACAGGUUUACAUACGCAGAGGCUAAUUGCAGAGGGCCAGGGUCAAUUACUUCUAACAGGGUGGCAUGGGAAAAGAAGCUCAGCAGAUCGGAGUUGCGAGCUUUGACAAGUCUAUCUUUCAUUGACCAAGAAGGAUGGCUUUCCAAACAACCCUGA
Nelumbo nucifera (sacred lotus) is the source of this 1035-nucleotide messenger RNA. RefSeq names its product putative pectinesterase 55. Gene Ontology annotation, molecular function: pectinesterase activity. Lineage: Eukaryota; Viridiplantae; Streptophyta; Magnoliopsida; Proteales; Nelumbonaceae. Gene Ontology annotation, biological process: cell wall modification; pectin catabolic process. The record is from RefSeq and is a predicted model, not a curated record.